This is a messenger RNA of Moneuplotes crassus, 668 nucleotides long. NCBI's taxonomy places the organism in Eukaryota, Ciliophora, Spirotrichea, Euplotida, Euplotidae. The record is from the annotation of a GenBank genome assembly.
UGUUGGAAUGCGAAAUGAGUAGUGAGGGAGAAGACUCCCAGAACUAUCAAUUCCAAGAUGAAAAUUUGGAGUUUGAUGAAGAGGAAUCUGAUAAUAAUCUUGACGAGGUCAUAUCAAAUGCAAACAAACAGCUAAAGAGUCAGGAAAAAGAGAUUCAAAAGUUAGAAGACCAGUUAAAACAAAUUGAAGAUCAGGAUAAUGAAAUGACACAGAUGAGAAUCAGGUGAGAAAUGGUACAGCAAGAAAUUGAUGAGCUUAAUAAUCCCAAUACACAAACUCUGGCGGAGAACCCUCUUCUGGUCUCUAUUACGGAUUAUACCAAUAAGAAUAAACAAUUUGAGAAAAUCUUUGGAAAAUUUAGAGAAGUUUCAGCUGGCUUGGAUAAGGCUAAUGAUUUACACCAUCAAAAAGUCCUUCAUUUAGAGGAUGGUUUCAAAAAUCUUGAGAAUAUUCUCAUGUGUGUAGACAAAAGUGUCAGCAAAAUUCUUGAAAAUCCCAUUGACAUACAGGAUGAGCAGUUAGAGAAAGACAUAGAGUACAUGAACGAAGAGAGAAAGAAUCAUAGGUCAUCACUCAUAAAAUUGAUCGACAGUAUUACUAAUAUAAAUGUUGAAGAGAAUGAUUCAAAAGAGCAGAUCAAUCGUCUGAGCGAAAUUGUGAAAAAGUAA